AUAAUGACCAAGGAGAGGGAGCAUAAAGGGUCGCGUCGCAGUUCGUUCUCCCUCAGGCAGUCCGUUCUCUCGUUUGCUGGCGAUUCUGAUUCCGUCGCGGCGACCCCACCCGAAUUUUUUCCUUAAAUUACCGCCGAUCUAGGGUUUCGAAUCAGAUCCCUAUUCUCUAGAUUCCAUCUGAUUCGAGUUGGUCUUUCCCGUGUGUUUGGGGAAUCGAGGAUGACGAUUAUGAAUUCCGGGGACUUGUUGUCCCUCGAGAGCUGUUUGCCGUGCACUCCCGAGGAGGAGAGGGAGACGAUUAUGGAGCUGACGAGGGAGGCAGAAGCUAAUCUGAAGGAAGGGGAUUCGGCCUACGUCAUCUCUGCUAGAUGGUGGAAGGACUGGCAAACAUAUGUCGGUUUUGACGAGACUGAACUUCCUCAUCGUUGCAAUCAUUCAAACAAUGUUGCUCUGAAAAAUCCUCGCAGGCCUGGACAGUUAAACAACAAAGAGCUCAUUUCUGAUGGAUCAAAUGAAGGAAGUGAUAGACCGAUGCUUCACAUGGAUUUGCAGGAAGGAAUGGAUUACCAUUUGGUUGACCAAAGAGUUUGGAAAAAGCUACUAGAAUGGUACAAAGGUGGACCAGAGAUACCUAGAAAAGUCAUAUCUGAAGGCAUUAAUUCCAGAAGUUUAAGGGUAGAAGUUUAUCCUUUGGUGCUUAAGCUGAUAGAUGCAAGAGACAAUUCUCAAAGAAGUAUCAUUAUGAGUAGAAAGGCUUCAGUUAGAGAGCUUUAUGAUGAGGUUUGCAGGCUUCUCAAGCUCGAUCAGGCACAGGUUUCCAUAUGGGAUUAUUUCAAUGGGGAAAAGCAUGAUCUACUGGAAAACUAUGACCAAACCUUGGAGGAAGCAAAAAUACAAAUGAAUCAACAGAUUCUCUUAGAGAGAAAGGCCAAUGGUGCGUUGAAUAGCAUCGGAUUGGAUCUAACAGAAAAUGUGAUGGCAUUGGUUCCUUUUGAACCUUCAAGAUUGUCUACUACAACAAUUGCUGGAGGUCCUGCCCUCUCAAAUGGGAUUUCAGUUGGAUUUGGUUCUAGUUUUCUUAGGGAUAUGGAAGAUGGUGAUGAUAUUAUAAGCAACGGGACAAAAAUAGAUGAUCGAGGACUCACAGGAUUGCAAAAUUUGGGAAACACUUGUUUUAUGAAUAGUGCGAUUCAGUGUUUAGUGCACACACCUCCUUUAGUCGAGUACUUUUUGCAAGAUUAUACCAGAGAGAUCAACACAAAGAACCCUUUAGGGAUGCAAGGGGAGCUUGCACUUUCAUUUGGAGACUUGCUAAGGAAACUUUGGUCAUCUGGAAGAACAUCAGUUGCUCCUCGUGCAUUCAAGACGAAACUAGCUCGGUUUGCUCCACAAUUUAGUGGUUAUAACCAACAUGAUUCCCAGGAGCUUCUGGCUUUUUUGUUGGAUGGGUUGCAUGAAGAUUUAAAUAGAGUGAAAAACAAACCGUAUAUAGAAGUGAAAGAUUCAGAUGGCCGUUCUGAUGAGGAGGUUGCUUAUGAAAGUUGGAAAAACCACAAAGCUCGAAAUGACUCUAUUAUUGUUGAUGUUUGCCAAGGCCAAUACAAGUCAACAUUAGUUUGUCCAGUUUGCAGUAAAGUUUCUGUUACUUUUGACCCUUUCAUGUACUUGUCACUUCCACUGCCUUCUACACUUACCAGAUCGAUGAAUGUAACUGUUUUUAGUGGAGAUGGAAGUGCUCUUCCUAUGCCUUUUACGGUGACCGUGCCCAAAAAUGGCUGCUGUAGGGACCUUGUUCGAGCCUUAAGUAUUGCAUGUUGCUUGGAGAGUUCAGAGGCGUUGCUUGUCGCAGAGGUUUUAGAUCAUCGAAUUCGAUACCUUGAGAAUCCUUUCGAGGCAUUGUCCAAUAUAAAGGAUGAAGAGCACUAUGUGGCCUACAGGCUUCCAGCAAAUCAUGAGAAAUUAGUGAAACUGGAGUUAGUACAUGUGAAAGCUGAAAGCUUUUUGUCGGAGUCUCAGUACAUUCUGCACCGGAAGCUGGUAGGGGUUCCUUUGGUGACAUGUUUGGCGAAAGAUGCUAACACUGGGUCUGAUAUUCGAGCUUCUAUUGCUGCUGUACUAACGCCACUCCUCCGUAAGAAAGCUUCUCCCACAGCAUGCAAGGACAACGGCUAUGGCCCUAGUCUUGAUGCAUAUGUUUCAACAGAUAACACCGACAAUGCGCCUUGUUCCAGCGGCCGGAAUUUAUCAAUAUCCAACAUGGAAGUUGAUGGAUCUGACCAAAUUUCUCACUUUCAGAUGUCGCUGACAGAUGAUAGAUGCAUGAGAAGGACGCCCAUCAAUAAUGAUGAUAAUAUUCUUCCAGAUUCUUGCAUAAGGGUAGCGUUGGAAUGGUCAGAUUGCGAAUUAAAUUUGUACGAUUUCAGCUUUCUGGAGGAUCUUCCUGAAAUUUUCAAGUCUGUAUUCAUGUCGAAGAAGACAAGGCAAGAGGCUUUUACGUUGUUUUCUUGCUUGGAGACUUUUAUGAAGGAAGAACCUUUGGGUCCUGAUGAUAUGUGGUAUUGUCCUCGUUGCAAGCAACACAGGCAAGCAACAAAGAAGCUAGAUUUGUGGAGACUACCAGAAAUUUUAGUAGUUCAUUUGAAACGCUUUUCUUACAGCCGGUUUUUGAAGAACAAACUUGAUACAUUUGUGAGUUUUCCUGUCCGUAACCUGGAUUUAAGCAAGUAUGUCUUGAACAAGGCAGCAACCCCGCAAUCACAUGUAUAUGAGCUUUAUGCAGUCAGCAAUCAUUAUGGAGGUCUUGGGGGAGGUCAUUACACUGCCUAUGCUAAGUUAAUAGAGGAAGGUACCUGGUACCACUUUGAUGAUGGUCAUGUCUCAGCAGUAAGUGAGGAUGCAAUCAAGACAUCUGCCGCGUAUGUAUUGUUCUAUCGGCGCACGAAAGUCAACUCCGCCGAUAUUGCCGUAGAGUGAAUAGACCUCUGAAUCUUCUAGCCGUUAAAAGUUCAGAUGGGUCAUCAAUGUUGAUGGUAGAUUAUGGAAUUCUUCGGCCGUUUAGGGGUAGAAAGUUUUUCAAAUCGAUAAUUUUGAUGGCCGAAAGGGAUGAUUCGCUGUUUUUCUGCUGCUGAGCUACGAACACAGGAUCUUAUUUUAUCAGAGAAGCGGAUUGAUGGUAUUUAAUCCUUUCUGCUAUAGUUUUCCUCUUCUUUUUUUUCUUUUUUUAUUUUUUGGAUCUCUGCCAUUUAUGUAGCAACUAGAACGAUCUUAUAGCCAGUGCUGUUUUUUUUUUUAAUAUAAUAU
Molecule: messenger RNA, 3300 nt
Organism: Phalaenopsis equestris
Lineage: Eukaryota; Viridiplantae; Streptophyta; Magnoliopsida; Asparagales; Orchidaceae
Product: ubiquitin carboxyl-terminal hydrolase 9-like
Exons: 13
Coding region: 220-2973 (917 amino acids)
Biological process (GO): protein deubiquitination
Molecular function (GO): cysteine-type deubiquitinase activity
Source: RefSeq, a predicted model, not a curated record